Messenger RNA from Cooperia oncophora, 750 nucleotides. The record is from the annotation of a GenBank genome assembly. NCBI's taxonomy places the organism in Eukaryota, Metazoa, Nematoda, Chromadorea, Rhabditida, Trichostrongylidae.
AUGGAUGAGGAGCAGCUACUGGAACAGCUCGCAUUGGAGAAUCGGUCGUUAGCAACGAAUACAGAGGAGUACGAGCCACUGGGUGUUGAUCAGGUGGUUAAGCCUGAUCCUCGACUCUUUGAUGCAGCUGCAGAGCUUAAGAGAGCGCUUGGAAAAAGUUUCAAGAUGGAAGCUGCGUCCAGUACGAAUCGUUCCCAUCGUACAGCUAACAAAGCGGGAAAACUCGUUAAGCAAAAGCACACGUGGCCGCCUAUUAGGAGCAUAGGUUUGUCUAUGGAACUAGAUCGGGGAGAAGGCCAAGAGAAAUGGUUCAAGUUCGUGCAUAAUUCGCAUUACGAACAACUCGAAAGACUAUGCUGGGUGGCUGAAGAUUCACUUGAUCAUAGGAUAAUCGAUGAAAUACUUACUGACAAUCCAUAUCACUUGAAUUCCCUUCUUCUGCUGGCGAACAUUUUUCGAAUGCAGGAGGAUAUCACUCAGUCUUGUGAUUUAAUAGAGCGGGGAAUCUUUUACUGCGAGCAAGCAAUGGCGAGCACGUUCCAUCCGAGUUCGUUUUAUCAUCGCGUAGACUACUUGGACUACGAGAAUAGAGCAUUUUAUCUAUUGCUGCAUCGACAUAUGCUGAACUGCAUUCAUAAACGAUGUUUCGAAACGGCACUCAACUAUGCGAAACUGAUACUGACCAUGGAUCCUCAAAGUAAGAGAGUUAUAAUUCACAAUUUCAUUCGAACAAGAACUUGGCUGGCGUAA